Molecule: messenger RNA, 700 nt
Organism: Vespula vulgaris
Lineage: Eukaryota; Metazoa; Arthropoda; Insecta; Hymenoptera; Vespidae
Product: iron-sulfur cluster assembly 2 homolog, mitochondrial
Exons: 3
Coding region: 141-617 (158 amino acids)
Biological process (GO): iron-sulfur cluster assembly
Cellular component (GO): mitochondrion
Molecular function (GO): 2 iron, 2 sulfur cluster binding; 4 iron, 4 sulfur cluster binding; iron ion binding
Source: RefSeq, a predicted model, not a curated record
GCCAUUUACAUUAACGCUUUCCCUUUCGACCAAUUAAAGUUUCUCUCGAAGUGAACACGUGUGUGUAGCGUGUAUUUACUAUAUACUUCUUGAGUCACGUACACAUGUAAAUCGAUAGCGACAAGGUUUAGGUUAGGAAGAUGGCGAAACUGAGACGCGCGGUUUGGGGUCUUUCGUCCAAUUUUGCGUCUAAUCGGUACUUUUCUCGUUUAUUAACUGCACCAUGGUGCAAUAUCCACACGACUUUGUCACUUAAUGGAUUCUCCUCGAAUACUGCCGUUGCCACCGAUAAUGCAUUGAUUAUCAGCGAUAGUUGCGUGAAACGUCUCAAAGAAAUAGCAAACGAAAACGCAUGUUUGAGAGUUACCGUAGAAGGUGGAGGCUGUUCCGGAUUUCAAUAUAAAUUUGAUUUGGAUUCAAACAUACACGAAGACGAUAAAAUAUUUCAGAAGGAUGGUGCUAAGGUGAUUAUAGAUUCGACGUCUUUAGAAUAUAUAAAAGGGGCAACUGUAGAAUAUCACACAGAGUUAAUACGUUCUGCGUUUAGGAUAAUCAAUAAUCCUUUAGCGGAACAGGGAUGUAGUUGCGGUGCUAGUUUUUCCAUUAAAAUGAAUUAAUUUUCUUACGUAUUAUUUUGUAGCUAGAUAUCGAUAGGGAUCUACCUUAUAUGUAUAAUACUUAUAAAUCUCUGCAAUUUCAA